GCACGAGUCAUUGAGUAUACAGUUUGAGGUCGCGUCUCGGGAGUUGAAUGUCAGUGAAUAAUUAUACAUAAUUGUUUUACUUGUUAAUUACGCAGUUACCUGGAGAUAUUUGAGAAAAUAAUAUGUAACCUGAAAAUGGCGGAGAUCAGCAAACACAUGUUCGAGAGUGCGUGCCGGGACCUUCACUGCAGUGAGAUUUUACAUCCAUGGGAUAGAAGCUGCUGGUCAUCAUCAAUACAGACAUACAUAGAUUCGUUUAUUGGUAGCGCUCGGUUUUACGCUGUUAUACACUUGGCUCAAAAUGCUUUACGCGGAAAAAAGGUUCUGGAAAAGAAUGAGCUGAUAAAGGCUGGAGAGUAUUAUAUUAGGUCAACGAUAUUAGGGGGUCUCAUCAGUGGAACAUGUAUAUCACUUAGCUGCUUUCUUAGAUUACUAAUGGGAAGAAAGAUAAACUACUACACAUAUCUGAUGAUUCCUAACAUGAUAAACGGGGUAUUUAUUCUUCUAGAACCUCCAUCAAGAAGAGGAUUAGUUAUCAAUUUAUUUAGUAAUUUGGUUAUAGAGUACUGGCUACGGAGCCUUCAGCGUUCUGGAUACAUAUCACUCGGUACAUCUAAACAAAUGCUUCUCUUCUCCUUGGGUAGUGCUCUCCUCUUCUAUCUCAUGCGUUUAGAAGGAGAGAAGAAGAAUCGAACACCGUUACUUUGGUUAUUUACACCUGAAAAAGUAAGAAGAAAAACAGAUGAUACAAAUAAUGUUUGUCCACACGACGGCCCGUGUUUGCAAUAUAUAUUUAAGGGAUCAGCGAAAUACUUCUCAGCCGGACUAGCCUUUACCUUUGCAAAAACAAUUUUGCCGAAACUUCGGACGCCAUUGAAAGCUCUGUCGGGCAUUCGGGGCAGGCACUUUAGCAUGGCCUUAUUCUUCGGCAGCUAUAUCGGUAUUUAUAGAGCUGUAAUCUGCUUCUUAUGCCGUAAGCGAGGUUAUGAUUCAGCAUUGUACGCGUUACCUGCCGGUUACGCAGCCGGCCUUUCGUUCCUCUUUAAACCAAACCUUGGUUUUGCAAUUGCAGCUCUGACAGGCGCUUUUAAGAUAUACUCAACAACGUUAUAUGAAAAGAAAAUUCUAUCGGAAAAGUUACAGUUGCCUCUCAUCAUGUACUGUAUUUGUCAAGGAAUACUUUUCCAUACGCGUUUCAUGCACCCGGAUGUGUGUCCGUCCUACGUGUUUAAUCUAAUGAAGAGUGUUACUAACGGACGAUCUGAUAAAAUUUACAAACGACUACUAGAAAUAUUGAAAAUAGCUUCGGUGUGAGAAUUAAGAUUUAGCUUUGGAUUUAAUGGAAUAAAAAUGUACGCCUAAACAUGGCGUAUGGAAAAUUAAGCAUUUGUAGUUAAGUAAGUUUAUGGUACAUGGUAAGAUAAUUUGUUUUGUGCCCAUGUGACGUACAUUAAAGGUGACUGUGAUAAUGUUA
This is a messenger RNA of Pieris napi, 1474 nucleotides long. Its product is annotated as transmembrane protein 135-like. NCBI's taxonomy places the organism in Eukaryota, Metazoa, Arthropoda, Insecta, Lepidoptera, Pieridae. The record is from RefSeq and is a predicted model, not a curated record. The transcript has 10 exons. Bases 136 to 1314 code for a protein of 392 amino acids.